GAGGUUGGACCAUAUCUCCUGGGCUAUGUUUUGCUCAAAGAGGCCUCUAUACUCCUCCUUCCCAGUCCAGCCUGCAGAGACAAUGGAGCCCAGGGUACAGGAGGGAGAGGUGAGUGAAAGUGUGUGUGGAUGAGACAUGCUGUUUUAUGAAGAGUUGUUCAUCUCUUGAUGUUUAAGACCAUAGCUUAGAGAACUUUCAUUCUCUAAGGCUCUCUAGAUUUUUAAGAAAUUACUGAAGCAUUUCCCUUACUAAAUCCAGUCAUUUGCUACAUGCAACUUGGACUUUCUGGAAACUUCUGAAGAUUCACAGAGUCCCUAAAUGUCCUUGUCCUCCCUUUGGCUUAAAUUAGUUCAUCUAUGUUUUGGUCACUUUCAGCAAGAUGAGUUACAAGAACCCAGUCAGGCCAGGUGUGGUGGCUCACGCCUGUAAUCCCAGCACUUUGGGAGGCCAAGGCAGGUGGAUCACAAGGUCAAGAGAUUGAGACCAUCCUGGUCAACAUGGUGAAACCCUGUGUCUACUAAAAAUACAAAAAUUAGCUGGACGUGGUGGCAUGCACCUGUAGUCCCAGCUACUCAGGAGGCUGAGGCAGGAGAAUUGUUUGAACCUGGGAGGUGAAGGUUGCAGUGAGCCGAGAUCACACCACUGCACUCCAGCCUGGUGACACAGCGAGACUCCAUUUCAAAAACGAAACAAAACAGAACAACAACAACAAAAAACCCAAAAAGAACCCAGUCAUCACAGAAUCUGGUACAUGGCCUGUGGGUGGUAGAUGCUGGCCCUUCACAUGAACGGUUCCAUGGUCCUCAUCCAUGACAGAGUAGGACCUAUGACCCAGAUCCUUUGGCAGUGAGUUCAGUGCUCUUUCUUCUUAUGCCAUGCUCGGCCAUGAGGAGAAAUCCUGAAGUUCUGCACAUUCUUUGAAAAAACACAGUGAUGGAAGUGAGACAGAUUGUGGGCACAGGGCCAUAGCCCUGUUGAAUCUGCACUUGUUCCACAAGGUUUGAGUUGUUCCCUCAGACUUUCAGAAAAUCAUUGUUGUGCUAAUGUUUCUUCUUGCUUUCUUUUAAGGAAAAGUGUUUGAGAAGAGUACAACACAGCCACCACCAUUUUUUCCUAGGUCAACAAGCAUGCCUGUGCUCUGAUAAUUAAGAGUCCUAAUGAUACACAUCUAAUGGUAAAAAGUUCAGGGUUACUGACUUUAGUCAUGGCUGGAUCCAGGUGUUUAACAUGAUUUUAUCAGGAAGUUGCUUCUCUCUCUGCCUCUGCCUUCCUUGGCAUUGAAUUCAUUUUUAGGAUGGGUGGGGGUUUACUGUUGAGGUGGUCACUGGCAGCUCUAGGUUUAUGUUCUCACAAAUGAAUGACUCUUUCUUGAUCACACCAGCAGUACUUCUAGGAUUAUCUCUUAUUGGACCAAUUUAUGUCCCAUUUCUACUGCUGAGCCAUUUCAUCAGUUCAUUGUUAAACCAUUCAAACAAAAUACAUUGACUGCUUUCCAUGUUCCAGCAGCCACACACUUUUUAUGAGGAGCCUUCAAAUAUUAAAAUAAAGGAAUACUAGCAGUAUUUUUUAGGAAUAAUGUGUUUUUCAAGUUCAAUGCUAUAUUACAUUAAGCACUGUGAAGCCAGGCUGUGGGAACAAUAAAGCUUUUUUUGAUGAACCUCAAAAUUGCAAAUUGAGGUGGUGAAUGACAGUCAUCUCCUUUUCUCUGAGGAACCCAAAUGUCAGAAGGCACCCAUGUCUGAGGUCAUCCUUCCUUUGAAAUACCUGCCACGAUGACUGCAGCUCCUGCAUUUUUCCCUCCCCAGGUCCCGUGGGAAGAUCUCUGUUAUCUCUUUGAUGAGAUCAUGUAUGGAGGCCACAUCACAGAUGAUGGGGAUUGCAAACUGUGUCGGGUGUAUUUAGAAGAAUUCAUGAAUCCAUCUCUGCUAGCUGCCAUGUCAGGAACACAUGCAUGUGGUGAAAAACCGAGACUUCCAGCCAACAGCCAUGUGAGCGAGCCAUCUUGGAAGUGGAUCCUCCAGCCCCAGUCAAGCCUUCAGAUGACUGCAGCUUUGGCCAACAUCUUGACUGCAACUUCCUGAGAGACCCUGAGCAAGAAUCACACCAUGAAGAUGUUCCUAGUUUUCUGAUUCUCAGAAACUGGCUGCCAUGUGAAGAAGGACAUGUUUGCUUCCACUUCUGCCACGAUU
Molecule: messenger RNA, 2190 nt
Organism: Pan troglodytes (chimpanzee)
Lineage: Eukaryota; Metazoa; Chordata; Mammalia; Primates; Hominidae
Exons: 4
Coding region: 1774-2082 (102 amino acids)
Biological process (GO): microtubule-based movement
Cellular component (GO): dynein complex
Molecular function (GO): dynein intermediate chain binding; dynein light intermediate chain binding
Source: RefSeq, a predicted model, not a curated record